Closterium sp. Yama58-4 is the source of this 810-nucleotide messenger RNA. Lineage: Eukaryota; Viridiplantae; Streptophyta; Zygnematophyceae; Desmidiales; Closteriaceae. The record is from the annotation of a GenBank genome assembly.
AUGGCGGCCAAAUUCUGGCAGUCCUCCCACAGCAAGCAGCUACUGGAGCCGGGCGCAGUGGCGCGCCUGCUGCAUGCGGAGGACGACCGCAUGGGGCUGUCGCCCUCUGACGUGCGCCUGGUCAAGCUGCACAUGUGUGACCACCUGGCAGUCUUGGCUCACCGCCUCAACCUCCGCCAAAGGCAAGCACACCGCCUCUCACCACCACCUUGGACCGCCUCGCACCACCUUGCGCCGAAGUCGUUUGCCGAGGUGGAUCCGCGCCUGGCAGCGCCGGCAGCGCUGUACGUGGCGGCCAAGGCGGAGGAGUGCACGGUGCAGGCGGUGAAGCUGGUUCACCGCAUGAAGAGCCAUGCUUGCAUGUGCGGGCAUGGAGCCAUGGGGUACGAGGUGAAGGACGUACUAGCCAUGGAGAUGCGGCUGCUGCAGGCCCUCUCCUUCAACCUCAUCGUCUUCCACCCCUACCGCCCCCUCACCACCAGGUACUUGGAAGACGUCAGCAGAGCCCUCAACCUCUCUGCCAAUGUGAAGGAGGAUUUUGCUCAAAUGGCCUGGUCAAUGGUGAAUGACUCAUUCAAGACGGACCUAUCGCUGUGCCACCCGCCCUUCAUCAUCGCCCUUGCAUGCAUUCACCUCGUUGCUCUCAUGCGCCACCAGCCGCUGCUGCCCUGGCUCGAGGGGCUGCGCGUCGACGUGCACCGGGUGAGGGCAGUGUCAACAGCGCUCUUGGACCUGUAUGAGGAGUUCUCAUCGCUCACAGAGGAUCAGAUCUCUGCUGCUGUCGGCAAACUGCCCAUGCGCCUGCCCUAA